GUAAAAACGAGGAAAAGUUACAAAUAAAGAACCGGCUGAUUUUCUAGUUGUAUUAUUAUUAUUCUCCGAAUUUACUGAAUUUAAAUAAAUAAAGGUGGAAAAAUAUUUAUUUUUUGGAAGAUUGUUAAUUUGCGGAGUCGCGGACGGGACAGUUUAUUUUACAUUUGUGUUUUGACUGUUAAUUAUUGAAAGUGGUCUCCUUAUCAGGGCGGAUAAGUGGCGUGGAGUGACAGGCAAGUGGGAGAAGCUUAGAGAGUACAGUUUGGAAAAUAUUUGAAACUAUUGUGGUUUUAAAUGUGCAACGGAUUUUCUAGAAUUGAGCAAUUUUUGUGAAAGCCAAAGAGUACAUAACCAACAACAUGACGUCACAGUUGGUUUCUGGAAAUAAUACAAAUGAUCCAAGACAUUUGACACAAAAGCAAACCCUCAAAAAGGACGAUACUUUGGUCUACAGUUGCAGCGAUAUUAAACGUGAAAUUGAACAAACUUUGAUAAACUUUCAAUCCCCUGCAUACUGCCAGCCUCGCCAUGGACAAUUAUAUCGACUCGCUAAUGCAAUUUAUUAUCCUGAAAAAAUCCUACUGCAAGAUAAAGAACCACUUAAACUUAUCACCACAGUUCACAACAAUGCAAAAUCCAAUCAAUAUCAUGGUGCCUUAUUCCUCAAUGCGAAGACAUCUCAGAUAAUAAUCGUCAAUAAAGGUACAGACUCACUAGGAUCCUUUUGGGCAGACAUACGAGCAGUUGUUAACGGCAACUUAGACAAUUCACACAUCUUGUCUGCAAUCACGUUUGCUCUCAAGGUUAGAGAUGUGGUUGAAGAAUUGGGUGGGAUAUUACAGAUUAAUGUGACUGGUCAUUCCCUAGGAGGAUUUCUAAGUACCUUACAGGCAUUUGCCAUGGAGUGGUUACAAUUUGAGGAAAAUGAAAUCCAAGCUAGGGCGAUCCACACAUAUCGGGUGCACGUUGUCGGGUUUGAAAGUCCCGGGAGCAAGGACUUCUUGACUAAACUAUGGAGCAACUUUUUUAAAGAAGAGCGAUAUGUCAAUAAUAAAAUCCUGGAAUGUCUGGACCUAACUAAUUACACAACUGAUCCCAAUGCCAUCAAUACUUACGGGUUGCAUCUUGGAACCAUGUACAGCUUCAGUCCAGCCUUCUAUGACCUUGCAGGAUGUUACAAAAUCAAUCUAAGAAAUAUUAAUGCCCACAGUGUAGCCAAUUUUGAGACAUUAUUUGACGAGGAAGAAAACAUACAGCAAAACGCUAACCUCAGACAAAUACUCGACCAUCCACUCACAACAAUUAUGAGUGGCGGAGAGCUACACAAAUUACAACAUCGCAGAAUGGUAAAUAUUUCACCAGAGGAAGUAUUGAAGUGGAGAAGAUUGACAGCUUUUACUCCUCAAGUGAAACAGUUUCUGGAAGCAUUUGAACUCGUACGGGAUUUAAACGUUAUCAAGAAUGAUGUCCUCCCACCAGAGAUAAUGGGCAUGUUGCAAAGCUACGUUGUAACAAUUGGAAAUGGGGGGUUCAAUGGGGUCCAGUUAACUACACAAAAUGUAACAACGGACCAAUUUGUCGCAGAAGUAGACAUGUCCAUGAGAAAGAAUCCACACUUCAUCCCCCAGCAAUUGAAUGCAAUGAAAAACUGUGCUAAAGAGUGGGUCAGAAAUCUUGGAUUUACGACAGCGGCAUACUUUCAGGGAGAAGUGACAGAUUUCAAUAUUACCGAACAAACCCAUAUAAAAUACUUUCAAGUAGAAAAAUUAGAGAGAAAGACAAAUAUUUCAGUGAUCGAUCUACUUGUUGGAGUUAAUGUCGUCGCGAAAAUUUUAAAAAAUAAAAAAUCCUACCAAAUAUUUCGAGUUGGUGACCUAGUAGCAGCAGAAUUCGAUUAUCAGAGACACAUUACCACUGAUGUGGCAAUUCUGACGUGCAUGGAUGACGAUGAGAUUUACAACGCAGGCAAAAUUGCAGACGGCAUCGGGGUGAAAGUUAUUAUAAUAUCACAAAACCGUGACGGAAUUGCACUAAAGUGGGAUGACUUGCAGAAGAAAUCACAAAAUAAAAUAAUGAAUAUGGAAGUUAAUUUGCAAGGAAAGACGAUGCUCGUGUCGGAUCUUCACAUUCCCGUUGUCAUGGAACUGCUAAAUAACUUGCUUAAAAAGGAAAGCACUGUGUUCCACCUACCGCCAAUUGGACCACUGCCUGAAUACUUUGUUGAGGGGAGAAUUGCUGAAUCAAGAAAUUCAAUGGGAUGUGUACCCCAGUCUCCAAUGCAAUUACAAUUUUCAGCCAGUGUAAAUGAAUUGAGCGACAAAAUACUUAUCAUAACGGGAACAAGUGGACAGGGGAAGUCUGCAUUCCUGACAAAUCUUGUAACCAACCAACCACGAGAUGGGAAUAUUACAUUAUUUCUCCAAUUAAGGAAAGUAAUCCCGGAAUUGAAACUUUUGAAAACUAAAUUAAUAACCAUGACACAGGAUGACGCCGUUGAUUUUAUCGCCAACUCCAUCAAACUUGACGAAAUCGAGCGGACCAUUUUAAGUCAGAGUUUAAUUUCCGUAAAUGGGCCUAGACUGAAUUUCUUUGUAGAUGGUUUUGACGAAGUUUGCCCCGAUUAUGAAGAGACGCUACUGAAAUUAUUUCAAAUUUUGAAUAAAUCUACAAUGAAGCGGAUGUGGAUUUCUACAAACUACCAUUUUGAAGAAAAACUAGUUCACACUUUAGAAUGUCCAUCCUACAAAGUUCUUCCAUUGUCAGUGGAUUCAGCCACUGCGCUCUUAUCGAAUCGAUUAAAUGAUUUAGUCAAAGGGUGGGUGGGAACGCCGCAGCAAAUUAGCCUGUGCCAAUCCUGGCUUGCAAUUUCGCAACAGUGGACAAACGAUGGCUCCAUGACGACGCCCUUACUUAUCCUCUUACUGGCUGAUCACGUAGCUCCAAUCGCAAAAGAAUUUGUAUCUGGUGAAGAUAUCACGUCACUCUCUCCCCUGAAGAUCAACAUCAUCCAGCUUUUUGACUCCGUCUUUGGAGAGAAGUUAAAAAUAACGAAAGACAAGAUGAACAUACCUGUCGACGGAUCUGUAGGCACUUCAGAAAUACUUGAAGCCAGCGUAAGGGAUCAACAUGAAUUCCUCGCUCUGAAGGAGUUAGGUGUCUUGGAGAAUGCAGACCUCAAUCGCGCAUUUCCAAGAAUGUCGGCAAAACUUGACCCCCAACUUAUUUCUCGGCAAGGAAUAUUUUACCAUGAUGGUAGCUCGUACUACAGUGUUCAUCGCGCAUUUGCUGAAUAUCUUGCUGGAAGUUAUUUGUCAAAGGAUUUAAGAGUGGAGGAUAUUGACGAGAUAGCAGAAGCCGUUCAGAUUGCCAUUGUUCGGGAAGUGGCUCAACCUCGAUAUCUACAAUUGUUGAAGAAAGUUAUCAAUGAAGAAUUAAAGGAGAUGGGAUCCAUUCCAGUGGAAAAGUUCAAAUCGUAUGGGGAAUCAUUCAUACGUGAAAUGAAUAAGAAUUGGUCAGAAGGUUGCACAUUUACUCAUCGCAUUAAUCAAGAUGGAAACGCCAACAUUUUAGAAUUUGUAUUGAAAAGUGUGAAAAUGUUAUCUGACGGGGUGGAUACCCUCAAAAAUUUUUUGGGGAGCAGGUGCGGUUUUCAACAGUCACCAAUGCAGGAUACACAGAGUGCCGAAAUUGUCAACGUUAUGUUCAAAUACGCCGAUUGUUUAGGUAUGGAUGAGAAAAAACGCAUACUUUUUGGCCUCGGUGAAGACAAUUUCAGUUACCUGUCCUCUUUUUCUGUCAUCGUUGGACGUGACGAAGCCUUUACUGCGCUGGUAGGUCAGACUCGAGGAGUUUUAGAAGAUGAAGAAGUCUCGCACUUAUUCUUUUCCGAGGACAAAUGGGGAUCUACCCUGCUUUGGUCUUCUGUCUGGGCGAAUGUGGUGAUUUUAGAUUCUAUUUUGAAAGAAAUAAAACAUCGUCGACUCCUAAAACCUCUCCAAACCUCCAUUUUUCCAGAGGGUGAAGUUUCCCUUUUGAACAUGGCUACACGCCUUGGUCAUUUCGAGGCAUGGGAGAAGUUAUACGGUUUCUGCACAACCGAACUUUCAUUACCAGAAAAUAUUCUGAAAAAAGAAUUGUACCUGAGGUGGGCUUGUACGGGAAAUACAACUGGAAUCGCCUUAUCUACAGAGGAAAAGGAACAAGUUCUACUGGGACUGGACAAGGACGACUUAACAAUCUUCGACAACAAGGCGAGACAAGGAGCAAUAUCAGAACUUCAGUCAUUAUUAAAAACAGUAAAAUCUGAUUGUCCAGAUAUACUAAAGACACAAAUUCUUAAAAACUCAUUCUCACCCGGUUCCCUAUUUACAUACGCAAUCCCGUACGUUAUUACUGACACUAGCAGAGACACAGGGAUAGGAGAGUCCCAAUAUUUUAUGAAAUUCCUGAGAGAAACUCACCACCCAUUUCCAGUAGUGCACUCAAACUCUCACGCAGAUCUGUGGGCCUGGAUGACUAACAAUUUAAAUGUGGAGGAACUGAACGAAGCCUUAUUUGAGAGGAAGGAAACUUCUGGAAAUACCGCAUUUUUAAUGGCUAUAAAAUUUGCAGGACCGGGCAACACUUAUUUGUAUGAUAGAAUAAUAGAACAUUUUAACACUGGUUUAACACCCAGCGAGAAAGCAGAGAUUCUAAAGAUGAGAAACAAUCAGAGUCCAUUCCAUGUCGCCGCUAAUGCAAGGGUGGAUGACUUUCCCUUGGUCAGAAGUCUGGUCAAUGUCGCACUUGCGAAUGGAAUAGAUUUUAUGGCAGCCUUUGCGGAGGAGGAUGCCGUUGGGGAGAAUGUUUGGGAAAUUUUGGUCAAAUGGGGUCACUUUGUGAGAAUGAUGGAUUUCACGUUGAUAGAAAAGAAGAUUGUCUUGGAUAGAGAGUAUGUUCGAAACGCCUUUCAUAGAAGUCUUCCCAAUGACGGAAGGAAUGUUGUUGAUAUUUUGAAAGCACAAAUUGACCAAGGUUGGCAGCAGGUUACAGAUGAAGUGAAAUUUUACCAAAAAAGGAUUGAUAUGACGGAGGAGUUGGGAGAUGAUUAAAUAAUGUUUUACAGUGUCAUCAUAUUUAAUUCUGCUAAAUAUAUUAUCCUUCUUCAAGCUAUGACACAUACUUAUAUACACUUUGCAAAAAAUACAUUACUGCAAAUAAAUGAAUCAUGUAAAAUUCAAA
This is a messenger RNA of Folsomia candida, 5220 nucleotides long. RefSeq lists its product as uncharacterized. NCBI's taxonomy places the organism in Eukaryota, Metazoa, Arthropoda, Collembola, Entomobryomorpha, Isotomidae. The transcript is spliced from 9 exons. The record is from RefSeq and is a predicted model, not a curated record. Bases 360 to 5090 code for a protein of 1576 amino acids.